CUUGUUUCUAAAUCCUUAAUAGCAGAAUUACAAAACUUCCCACCAUGAACUUUGGCAGAGGAGGCGACGCGCCGCCGGCGAACGGCGGAGAUUUCCUCCUCCAGCUCCUCCGCAGACCGCAGAACCCCAGCCCUAAUACCCAGACGUCACGGCAGCAUCCCUCUCAAACGCCAUCUCAGGACCCCGCCGUCGCGGCGGUCGGCCCCACAAUCCCUGCUUUCUACCUGCCGCAUGCGGCGGCGUUACCCAUAGACGGCCGCGGCGUCCCUUACGUCGCGUGGAAUAACUCUAAUUCUCCGCCAUUUGCUCCGCACAAUUACUGCCGGCAAAACCCUAAUGCGAACCCUAUUUUAAACCCUGAUUUAUCCUCGUCACUGGGGGGUUUCAGUAACAGUCAGCACCAAUUCAAGCUCCAGUCUGGUCGCGCUCCCGCCAUUGAUGAUACAAGGAAAUUAGGGCCUUACGCGGGAAAUCACAUCUCGCCUCAUCAGCUGCAGGGUCAUAAUCUCAUAUUCGGGUCUCUGAAUCCUGAUUUGCCGCAGGAUAAUGUUGGGGAUGUUUUGCGUCAGAGCUUAUAUGGGAACAACAAGCCUGCAAAAUCCCAUUUGGAGGAGAGAUUGGGAAUGGAUAGAAGACCUAACAGUCACCCGGUAAAUCCUGUCGAGGUCAAUGGUGGUGCGCGAGGAAAUUCUACUGCAUUCAGAGGUUGUGAACACGAAAAAAGCAGUAACAGUAACAACAGGUUAAACAGGGGACAUAAUGGGAAACAUAAGGUGGUGGGGCCGGUGGCAGAGCCACCGGGGUUUUCAAGGAAUGCAAAGAAUGUGAAGAGCAGAGAGUACGGGUUUGGCUGGAGGACUUCUGAUCGUAACGCGCGUAAAGCUAAGGUUAGUUCAGGUGAUAUGUAUAAGAAAGAUAGACUUAGUAAUCAGCUUGAAUCCCCUGGUCCACCUGCUGGAAGCAACUUUCAGUCUGUUCGGGCCGUUGAUAUUGAGAAGUCGAUCAUGAAUCUCCAUUGUUAUGAACCUGAAGAAUUGAGAUAUGAUGGCGGGGAUAAGAUGGGCCGAGAUCGUAGGGUGAGUGAGAUGGAUUGUUUGGAUCAGCUUGUGGAUUCUUUGGCUCUUGAAGACAAUUCUAGUGAGAAGAGACUUGAAGAUGAAUCUGAUAAAAAGAAGCAUUGUCGAGACAAGCUGGUUGUUAUGUGCUGCUAUGUGGGAAUGACUCAUUUGCCUUUGCUCUCAGUGUUAUGGACACCAGAACUAAGACUUGUCUUAACAGUUAAACUUUGGUUGUCUUUUUCCCCCCAAAGCUUUGAGGAUCUGACCUUUGCUCUUUGCAAUCAGGAUUACAGAUCCGACAAGAGGGGGCAGUGGAUAAUGGGUCAGAGAAUGAGAAUUGUUAGAAGCCGAACAACAUGUCGAAAUGAUAUAAACAGGCUGCAUGCCCCAUUUUUAACCGUGUUUGAGUCUUUAAUCCCUGCUGAAGAAGAAAAACUCAAGCAGAAACAGUUACUGACGGUAUUGGAAAAGCUUGUUGGGAAAGAGUGGCCUGAGGCUCGAUUAUAUCUUUAUGGAUCCUGUGCCAACUCAUUUGGUUUUCCGAAAAGUGAUAUUGAUGUUUGCCUUCAAAUGGAUCUUGGGAAUAAUGACAAGUCUGAGGUUUUGCUAAAGCUGGCAGAGAUAUUACAGUCGGACAAUCUGCAGAAUGUGCAGGCACUUAUACGCGCUAGAGUUCCUGUGGUUAAGCUCAUGGAUCCAGCUACCGGUAUUUCAUGUGAUAUUUGUCUAAACAAUAUGCUGGCUGUUGUGAAUACAAAGCUGCUCCAUGAUUAUGCAUGCAUAGAUGUAAGACUCAGGCAGUUGGCAUUCAUUGUCAAACACUGGGCUAAAUCACGAGGAGUUAACCAAACUUACCAAGGAACACUCUCUAGUUAUGCGUAUGUGUUAAUGUGCAUCCAUUUCUUGCAACAGCGUAGGCCUGCCAUACUUCCUUGCUUACAGGGGAUGGAGACUACUUAUUUUACGACUGUUGAAAAUGUUGAAUGUGCUUAUUUUGAUCAAGUGGAGAAGCUACAAAACUACGGGUCCCAGAAUGGGGAAAGUAUUGCUCAGUUGGUCUGGGCCUUUUUCCACUACUGGGCUUAUUGUCAUGAUUAUGCUAAUGACGUUAUAUCAGUUCGUACUGGAAUCACACUGAGCAAGAGAACUAAAGACUGGACGAGAAGGAUUGGGAAUGAUCGACACUUGAUAUGCAUAGAGGACCCAUUUGAGUUAUCUCAUGAUCUUGGUCGUGUGGUGGAUAAGCACAGCAUAAGGGUCAUUCGUGAAGAGUUCGAACGUGCUGCCGAAAUAAUGCAGUACGAUUCUAACCCUUGUGUGACUUUGUUCAAACCCUAUGCGCCCAGCUAAUAUUAAUUACAGUUUGUGUGAAAUGAAAUCUACUGGUGAGUCUCUCUAUGU
Molecule: messenger RNA, 2459 nt
Organism: Striga asiatica
Lineage: Eukaryota; Viridiplantae; Streptophyta; Magnoliopsida; Lamiales; Orobanchaceae
Source: the annotation of a GenBank genome assembly